CCUGCCGUCUUACAGCUCAUGGCUUUCCCCAGCGGGGGGGUAGUGGAGGAGCAGAGACCAGUUCUCAGGGGCCUCAUCGAGAUCAGGAGCUGACCUUUCAGGCUGCGGGACACAGGACUUCUCCUUCAGCUGUCAUUUCAUUGAGAUCAACGCUCGUGUUUUCGACCGUCUGAAGGAGGCCGAGGUAAAGAGAGCUGUGAGGGAAUUCUCCUCCUGGCCAGGAAUACAACAGACUUCAUUUCUCUUCUUCCGACCGACGGAGGAACAUCUUCCACGACAGUUUCUACAUACGAGGAACUCUUUUUAACUUGUGUUUAGUCCACUGGAGUUUAUUCUCCAGCAAAGGGCGGCGAGGAUGACCUGGAGCUGCUUCAGAUCGCUUCCCUGCCGUCACACCAAGAUGAAAGCGAAAGUGGGCGUGUUAAUUCUCCUGCUGUGUGUGACGAGCCUCUGCGUGUUUCGGAGAGCAGAAAUCAAAUCGUACCUCCGGCCUCAAAAAGAUAAACCCUGUUCUUGCGACCGGUGUUUAUCCGGCGACGAGCCGUUCAAGGAGCACUUCGGCAAAUUUGCCGAACCGUUUUAUUCGAUCCACCACAAUCUGUCAGAGGAAAACUUCAACUGGUGGAAGCGCCUACAGUCUAAAAAUCCAACCUUUAGUGCCUUCAAAGAGGCCGUGAGCAAGAUGUUUAAGAUGUUCCCAAAAAACGCUGAACUUGAACCAGCGAGCACCAACCGCUGCAGGACUUGUGCUGUGGUGGGGAAUUCUGCUAAUGUAGUGGGAUCACAUUACGGACCUAUCAUAGAUUUCCAGGACUACGUCAUAAGAAUGAACAGAGGUCUUACCCACGGCUAUGAAGAAGAUGUUGGGACCAGAACAACUCAUCAUGUCUUAUAUCCAGAGAGCGCUGUGAAUUUAGAUGACACCACACAUCUUGUGUAUUUUCCAUAUAAAAUACGGGAUUUUGUGUGGAUUACGAAGGCCCUCAACACAUCAACCCCACAUAAAAUCAGACGAUUCAAGGCCAACAAGGACUUGAUGCUGGUCCUAAAUCCAGUUUUUAUGAAAUAUGUUCAUGAAGUGUUUCUGAAGAGGAAAGGCCAUUAUCCAUCCACUGGCUUUUUGGCUUUGGUUCUUGCUAUGCAUAUUUGUGACGAGGUCCAUGUGUUCGGCUACGGAGCAGACAAUGAUGGGAACUGGAGUCAUUACUGGGAAGGUCUCAGGAACACGAAGAUAAGAACUGGAGGGCAUCCUGGAAGUGUUGAGUACGCAAUGAUCGACGAGCUUGAUCAGAAUCAAAUAAUCAAGUUUUAUAAGGGGUGGUGAUCUCUCUCACCUCCAGAGCUAAUAAAGACUAAGACGCCAUCAAGAGACUUCUGUCUCCGGACUCACUCCUCUAUAUUCCAAGAAUAAAACCAAAGUGAUAAACCAUCCAUGAUCUAGUUGAGAGGGACCUGUGGCUACAUGUAGAGUGGAGGUGACUCAUCCUGUGGAUGUCCUUCACCUCGCCACCCAAACUGGUCCGGUGACAACGUCCACGCCCAUGUAACGUUUGAGGUCCCAAGACAGAGGACAGUGUCAAAUGUGUAAUUAUAGAUUUCGACCCAUACUAAUUUAAACGGUUUAUGCUGCCUCCUGUGUAUCUUUCUUUGUUCUUUGCUUGUCAUUGGUGCUGAAUUAACUUAAAUGGAGAAAUGUGAACAAGGAAGCCGGUGACAAUGGACAGAGCAUCGGCAGCUUCGAGAAACGAUGGCGACGCCGUUUCACCGCGUUUAAAUGUCCCCAAAUAAACUGGCUUUCAGUAGUGUGAGGUGUGGUGUGAAGAAGGACCCAAGGAAGCACAGUAGAUUGUGUGUGAGGGUGUGUGUGUAUAUAUUUUUUAUAUAUAACAGACCUGUAACUGUAUUUUGUUUGGACAAAAUACUUCCCGGGACCCUAGAACCCAUUCAUAGAUCCAGGAAAUACCAACGGGAGGAAGUGGGUAGGGGGAAGAUAUGUGUUGCUGUGUUUAUUUCAGUAAAAAGAUGGAUUUAUAAUUUACUAUAUUUAUAGGGAGUUUAAAUCGAGGGUGAGGAUUAAUAUGGAUAUUUUGGGGGUUGAUAAAAUCUUGUAAAUAUUUUGUGUACGUAUUGUGUGACCCAUAAAUUGACCUCUAGAUGGAAAGUCUGGUUUAAUUAGUCAUAUGGGGGAUAAAAAGAGUUCAAUUUGUUUGUGAUGGGGAACAUGUGGAUAUAUGAAUACAUAAUAUAUAUACAUCUAUAUAUAUAUUAUAUAUAUAUAUUAUAUUGUAGGGGACUCUGUUGGGAGCACAUAAUUCACAAUACUAGUAGGUUGGUGUGCACGAUACGUGACUGGGUCCCUUUAAGAGCUGGGAGCGUAACCAGGGCAACGGGGUGGCGUCGAGGGGUUUAAAGGUCAUGAGGUGUCAGUGUUACGGGUGAAAUGUUUGGUGUGAGGAAAUAAACGGCCACAGUGUGUGCAGCCAAAGAAAG
Messenger RNA from Pseudoliparis swirei, 2490 nucleotides. Its product is annotated as CMP-N-acetylneuraminate-beta-galactosamide-alpha-2,3-sialyltransferase 1-like. The coding region runs from base 356 to 1324 and encodes 322 amino acids. The transcript is spliced from 7 exons. The record is from RefSeq and is a predicted model, not a curated record. NCBI's taxonomy places the organism in Eukaryota, Metazoa, Chordata, Actinopteri, Perciformes, Liparidae. Gene Ontology annotation, molecular function: beta-galactoside (CMP) alpha-2,3-sialyltransferase activity.